Messenger RNA from Torulaspora delbrueckii, 312 nucleotides. It is a transcript of the gene HHF1, whose product is annotated as histone H4. Gene Ontology annotation, molecular function: DNA binding; structural constituent of chromatin; protein heterodimerization activity. Bases 1 to 312 code for a protein of 103 amino acids. Gene Ontology annotation, biological process: nucleosome assembly. NCBI's taxonomy places the organism in Eukaryota, Fungi, Ascomycota, Saccharomycetes, Saccharomycetales, Saccharomycetaceae. The transcript has a single exon. Gene Ontology annotation, cellular component: nucleosome. The record is from RefSeq and is a predicted model, not a curated record.
AUGUCCGGUAGAGGUAAAGGUGGUAAAGGUCUAGGAAAAGGUGGUGCCAAGCGUCACAGAAAGAUUCUUAGAGAUAACAUUCAAGGUAUCACUAAGCCAGCUAUCAGAAGAUUGGCUAGAAGAGGUGGUGUCAAGCGUAUAUCCGGUUUGAUUUACGAAGAAGUCAGAGCUGUUCUAAAGACUUUCCUUGAGUCCGUCAUCAGAGAUGCUGUUACUUACACGGAACACGCCAAGAGAAAGACCGUUACUUCUUUGGAUGUUGUCUAUGCCUUGAAGAGACAAGGUAGAACCUUGUAUGGUUUCGGUGGUUAA